Colletotrichum acutatum is the source of this 726-nucleotide messenger RNA. RefSeq lists its product as uncharacterized. Bases 34 to 711 code for a protein of 225 amino acids. The record is from RefSeq and is a predicted model, not a curated record. The transcript is spliced from 4 exons. Lineage: Eukaryota; Fungi; Ascomycota; Sordariomycetes; Glomerellales; Glomerellaceae.
AAAAUAAGGUCCUUCGCCAGUAUGUACAGUUGAAUGAUUUGGGGCUUGCUCCUGGCGAACAUCUCUGAAGCUGUCAUUGACUGGCUUUAUAUACGCGGAGACGUUGCCGGAAGUCUUGGCUUUUCCGGCGCAGGGACCGUCUUGUGGAUAAUUCAGACGCAAUGUGCACCUCAGAUUAUCGCAAACCGACUGGGACUUAUCAUCGCGGAUAAAAGGAAGACUAAGAUCAUGAAGAUCACUCUGUUUACAAUCGUCGGCAUUAUGAAUAUUUUUGUUAUGAGCGUAAUGUUUCCGAUGCAAGCAACCCGGUCUAAGCUGGGUCUACGUAUGCAGAGAUUCUACUCGCCCGUCGACAAGAUUCUAAGUUUGCUAAUUGACCUUUCGUUGAACUGGGUAUUCUUGCGGAAGCUUCAGCGCGAACUAAACGAUAACGGCCUAGUCAAGCAUCGAUUGCUAUUUGUUCUGACUAUUGCUGCCAUGAGAGUUUCGCUAGCCAUGGAUGUAGGUUACAGAGUGAUUCCACUAAUCGUUGUGGUGUUUCUAUCGAACCCCUAUUUAUACUCCUCUAUUCACCCCACCGUCUAUAGCAUCAAGGUUGCCAUUGAAAUGAUGAUGGCAGAUUUCAUAGUGCAGGUUGCGCAAGAGCAGCAUCAGAUGCGGGAGAUAAAAGGCUCGUUAACGCGAGGCAAAAGUACAUUUACUCGUUCAUAGACUGUGUUCAGCUGC